Messenger RNA from Triticum aestivum (bread wheat), 435 nucleotides. RefSeq lists its product as uncharacterized. Lineage: Eukaryota; Viridiplantae; Streptophyta; Magnoliopsida; Poales; Poaceae. The record is from RefSeq and is a predicted model, not a curated record. The coding region runs from base 1 to 435 and encodes 144 amino acids. The transcript has 2 exons.
AUGAGGAGCUCCGUGCACGUGCCAGCCGCGGUAGCUGCGCUGCUGGGCCACCCGGUGGCGGCCCUGUCGGAGAGGCCGGCGCCGCGGCUGACGCGUCUGCUGAUGAACGUGACGGUGCAGCAGAGCCUGUGGCCGGUGCAUGUGCUGCUGGGCGCGGACGCCACCGUGGCCGACUUCACUCGCGCCGCCGUCGCCGCCUAUGCCGCCGAGGGGCACAGGCCGCCGCUCCCCGCCGAUAACGGCGCCACAGACGCGGCCGCACGGUUCGAGCUGCACCUCUCCAAGUACGCCCUCGUCGCUCUGAACCCGGAGGUCAAGGUGCUGGACCUGGGCUCUCGCAACUUCUUCCUUUGCUCCAACAGAUCAGCUUACGGAAAGGUGCGGCUACGCUCGAGUGCACCCACGCAGGUUAUCCCGGCCGUCAGUAUUCUCUGA